Messenger RNA from Spinacia oleracea (spinach), 824 nucleotides. RefSeq lists its product as uncharacterized. The transcript has 3 exons. The coding region runs from base 24 to 437 and encodes 137 amino acids. The record is from RefSeq and is a predicted model, not a curated record. Lineage: Eukaryota; Viridiplantae; Streptophyta; Magnoliopsida; Caryophyllales; Amaranthaceae.
AUAUUUGGCGGGGUUUUAUGUGAAUGUUAGCAGUUAGUACUGGUUGGUAUUUGAUGAUUUUGAAGAAACUGAUGGGAACAACAAUGGCGGCUCUUUUGCCAAAUGUGAAGUUUACUUUCUUGCCAAAAGGUCCAUUAUCUUCCAAAUCAAAUAUAAAGAGGGUGAUGGGCUUAAAGCCUGCGUUUUGCUCAGCUGUUCAGCAAGUGGAACAACAGGAGUCGAAGGUUGGAAUUCUAUGUGAACCUUGUAAUGGAACAGGAUGGCUACUUUGUGAUUUCUGCAACGGACAAAAAACUAAUGUGAAGUCCCCAACUAAUAAGAUCUACCGUCGAUGUCCAUCAUGCAAAGCGACUGGAUAUACAUUGUGCUCGAAGUGUAAAGUAUACAAAUGUGUCACAUUUCCAGAUGAGAGUGAUGGUGAACAGCUUUCAUUUUGAGGAUCAAACUCUUUAUGGAAAACUAGCCUGUAGUUGAUGGGAGUAUGGGACCAAAGGUUGAUGAUAAGCUUGGCUAAGGCAGGAUAAUUCCAAGUUCAUGAUUUUUUUUUUUUUUUUUUUUUGCAAAUGAUAUGCUUACCUUUUCGCAUUUUUCUUUUUCUUAUUGACCAGCAAUAUAUUGAAUUGACCAAAUUAGUGUCUCACUUCUGAAUCAGCUGCUCUCAUUUUUCUGCUUUGGUCUAAUGAUGCUUUAGGUCAUUAGGAAGCUGCCAUAAUGAAUGGAUUUUGUUGUUUGUAAGGCUUGUUGGGAUAUUUUAACUGAGAACAUUUUUAUACACAUGUUUGUACAGAAAGUCUCGAUUGUUGAUUGUUUCAUUGACAGUUAAA